Molecule: messenger RNA, 2675 nt
Organism: Paramecium pentaurelia
Lineage: Eukaryota; Ciliophora; Oligohymenophorea; Peniculida; Parameciidae
Source: the annotation of a GenBank genome assembly
AUGAAACAAAAAAAUAAUGGAUUGGAAGCAAAGUUAUUCUCUGAGUAGAAUGAAUCGAAUUUGUUAAGCUCCAAAGUAAAAAGUUGUAGAUCAAUUUUCCCAAAAUCAUCUCCAUUUUAAGCUGACUAUUACCUAUUCCCUACACAUGAUAAAAAACAGCUAAAUGAAGAAAAAAAGAAUGAUUUUGUAAGGAAAUUUGUUGACAAUAUGGUGGAUUAAGUAUAAAAGGUGAAAAAAGUAAAAGACUUUCAUUUAUCUUUAAUUGGAGAUUAAGGGUCAUCAGAUGAAUUUUUUUUAAAAAAGAAAGUUUUUGCAUUUUCACACUUAAAUCAAGAACAAUUAAGAUUUAUAUAAAGUCUAUAAGAAUUAUUAAUGAAUAAGCUUAAGAAGAUACCUUUAAUACAUCCUGGUUAAUAUAUUAAAGUUAUAUGGGAUAUAGUGGCUGUUGCUGCUAGAUUAUAUUUCUUAUAUAUUAUCCCAAUAGAUUUAGCUUGGGUUAGUUAAUAAUUUAUAUUCCAUGACUUUAAAUACAUAUCAAUAUUGUUUCUGCUUAUUUUAAUAUUUGAUAUGUUAUUAAGCUUAAAUACUGUGUAUUUCUUAAAUGGUGAAGCAGUUACAUCAAGAAAUAAAAUUGUGAAACACAGUUUAUAUAAUACUUAUGGUUUAUAAUGGUUAUCAGUAUUUUAGUUGUUAAUUUAUUUCAUAGUAGAUAGAUAUACACAUGUUUCACUCGACAUAAAUAAUAAUUUAAUUAAUAUAGGCUUGUUAAUAUUUUUAGUUCAUCAUAAAACUAUAAUAAAUUAUGCAACAAAUUAUGAAGAAGGACUUAAUAUUUCAAAAAAAACAUCCUCAGUGUUUGCUUUAUUUAAAUUGAUAGCCUUUUUAUUUUAUGUGAUACAUUUAUUUUCUUGUUUUUGGUUUUGGGUAAUUUUUAAAUUAUAACUUAGAUUGGAAGAUAUAGUAUAGAAAAUUAUGAAGGAAAGAGUUGGUUAAUUACAACUAAUAUGUUAGAAUAGACAUGGAAUACUCAAUAUCUUUAGUCAUUUUAUUAUACAGCUGUAACUAUAUUUACUGUUGGUUAUGGAGAUGUAACACCAUAAUCCAAUUUAGAAAAGAUUGUUACUAUUAUACUAAUAAUGAUUUCAAGUAUUUAACUUCCCUUUAGUGUUAAUACAGUAGGAAAUAUAAUUACAGAGAUGUCAGCAUUCUCAGAAGAAAGAAAAAGAAAAUUAAGGAUAAUCAAUUCUUAUAUGAAUAAAAGUUUUAUGUCUUCAGGUUUGUAAAUGUAAAUAAGAUAAUACUUAACAUAUUAUUGGGAAAAUUAAGUUGUAUCAUAAUCUGAAGAAGAAAAAGAGAUAAUUGAUUCUUUAUCUGAAUUUCUUAGAUAAUAAUUAAUUAGUGAAGCUCAUUAGAAAAUAUUCGAUCAAUGCACAUUAUUUAAAAUACCUUUUAGCUAACAAUUCAAAAGGUAAUUAAUUAAGGAGGUAGAGGAAGUCCUUCUAACACCUGAAUAAGAUUUAAAGUCUGCAAAUGAUAUAUUGUUAUAUUAUAUAGAGGAUGGUUCAAUCUAAAUUUGUCUAUAAUAAGGUAGAAAGAUAAAUUUAGGAAUUGUUAAUAAAGGAGCCUCUAUUGGUAUUAAAAAUUUUAUAAUGGGUACUGAAUCAUAAGAGACUUAUAAAAGUCUUGGAUUUACUAAAGCAAUGAUUUUAAAGAGAAAAAGUUUUCUCAAAAUUUUAUAAGAUCAUCCAGAUGAUCAAGAAUUAUUUUUUGCUAUAAGAGAUAAAAUGAUUUUUUAUUAAGAUGAUUAAUAUUUUACAGUUUCUUGUUUUUCAUGUGGAAAAGAAUCUCAUAAAUUAAUUGAUUGUCCAUUAAUCAAAUUUGUACCAGAUAAAGAAUUUAUUAUUAAAAAACAUUUAUAUCCUUAAUAAUAAUGUAGAAAACUAUUUGACAGAACCAAAAAAAAGAAUACAACAUUAAUUUAAGAUAAAAAAAAACUUGAGUAAUCUGCUUUAUUGAUAUAAAAGGAAGAACCAGUAUUAUUUCAAUUAUAUAAAUUUGACAAUAUGUUUAAUAUAGAAGAAGAACAGCAAUAAAAAAAAAAUAUUAAAGCAAUGACAUAAUUUUAACAUAUUAAUAAUAAAGCUCCUCAAAUUGAAAGAGAAAGAUACUUUUCUGUUUUAUUACAAAAAUCAAUUAAAAAGAGAUUCCAAAAUCUUGUUAAUAAAUUGAUAUCGAUAAAUAAAGUUUAUCCUUACUUUUUAAUUUAAACUUAUGUACUCUAUGAAAAAUAGAUGGAAUAAAGGUAAAUUAGCAUGACCUUGUAAAUUUUGGAAUAAAGAUGCAAGAAUAUAAGUUAAUUUAAUAAUAAGUAGUUUGAAAAAUAUCUGAGUGAUAUGAUGUUAAUUAUAUAAAGAUUAUCAACUAAAUAGUAUAUAGAUGAUUAAGAUUUUGAAAGCCCUAAAGCAUAUAAGUUUUACUUCAGAAAAGAUAAUUUUUCAGUUGUCAAAUAGAAAAAUUUUUUAUAAAAUCUAAAAAUAUUAAGAAGAUUUAUUUAGUAUGUCUAAUAUCCAGGAGAUCUAAUUAAAUAAUAUAAUCUAACUUAGGUUGGGUUUUAUUAAUUUAUGAAUAGGAGAAAACCAGUGAUGUGUGUUUCAGCUGACUAAGUUUUCAAAUGA